GAGAAAGAGGGAGAGAAUGGGGAGAGAGAGUUUAUCAGAAAGACGAAUAGGCUACUUUUUUUUUUACAUAUAUCAGAAAAAUAGACACGUCAAAAAUGAAGAUCAAAUCCAAGUCGUAUCAUAAAUCUGAGAACACAUUCAGGUUUCUCACGUUUGCUGAACGGCUUGCCAAUGUCAAUAUCGAUGUCAUCCAUCGCAUUGACAGAACUGAGAGUUAUAAUGAGGAGGUAGACACUUACUUUUCAGAAGGACUGACAAAAUGGAGGGACCUGAAUUUGACAGAGCAUUUCACCACCUUCCCGAGGGAGGUGUCCAACAAGAGCCAGUCCUUCAACCUUCUAGUGUUCCAUCAGAGGUCUAUAGUGGACAGCCUGAAGACUCACCUUAGUACCAAGAACAGCCUUGCCUGCCAGUCUCUACUGGAGUAUGUACCUGAGAUUACUGUGUGUGUGUGUGUGUACCUGAGAUUACAGUGCGAGGCUGAGGAGGAUGGUACAAACUAUGAAUAGGAAUAUGUUCUUUAGAAUAUGUUCCUAAAUUUGCCAAUAAAUAAGGCACACAAGCUUCAUGUCACGUGGAAACAAAUGUCAUGUUUGUUCAUC
Salvelinus sp. IW2-2015 is the source of this 602-nucleotide messenger RNA. The record is from RefSeq and is a predicted model, not a curated record. Lineage: Eukaryota; Metazoa; Chordata; Actinopteri; Salmoniformes; Salmonidae.